This is a messenger RNA of Pocillopora damicornis (cauliflower coral), 600 nucleotides long. RefSeq names its product PHD finger protein 14-like. Gene Ontology annotation, biological process: regulation of transcription by RNA polymerase II. NCBI's taxonomy places the organism in Eukaryota, Metazoa, Cnidaria, Anthozoa, Scleractinia, Pocilloporidae. The record is from RefSeq and is a predicted model, not a curated record.
GUAACUAGUCCCUACGUGUAAUUAACAUUCAAUCAAUAUGGCGGAUAAAGAAGCGUUAGAGAAGGACACCUUUCUAAAGUCAAUUUUAAACAGAGGUCCAAACAAGAGGCAGAUAAAACCAGCUGGUAACAAUUCUCUCCUUCAAUUGGCUCUUGGAGAGGACAGUGAAGACAGUGAAGAGGAUGCAGAUUUUGAGCUUAAUGAUGAUGAAGAUGAUGAUGAAGGAGGUUCUGGUUCAGAUGAAGAGACUGGUAUAACAGAGCAGCAAGAUAAAGGUCAAGUCACCAAAAAAGUACAAGAAGUAAGCGAAGAUGAUGAUGAUGAUGAAAAUGACAUUGACGACGACAACGACGAUGAUGAUGAUGAAGAUGGAAGUGAAUCCUUGACAGCUGUCAGUGCUCUUACUGUAGGUGACUUGAUAGAAGUUAUGAAAACCAAGGCUAAAGCUGUCACCAGUCAACCAAGCUCAGUGGCCUCCAGUGAAGUUUCAGCUUCAUCCAAGAAGGUGGACAUAUUAAUUUGUGGAAUCUGCCUGGAUGACAUUAGUGAUGAAGGGGAUGAAAUAGUGGAAUGUGAUAACUGUGGAAUCACUGUUCAUGA